AUGAAUGAGCUUGUUAAGAGAAGUCUUCAUAGAACUAUUCUUCUAUACGUCUAUGCUUUUAUUGGAGGAUGUAUGUUCUAUGUCAUUGAGUACAAGCCUGAAAGGAGCAGGAUUGCUUAUACAAGACUUAGGCACGAGCUCCAACGUAACUUUACAAAAAGAUUUAAUAUAUCCGUGAACGAGAGUGAUUUCGAACGGUUUAUGCAGACAGCUUUCGAGAUUGUAAGAAAUGGCAACAAAGCAGAUUGGGGAAUUUUAACCGGUACUUCAUUUGCGAUGACGUCAUUAACCACAAUUGGUUAUGGACACAUAACACCUGAAACACAACUUGGACAAUUUUUCACCGUCAUUUAUUGCAUUGUGGGACUGCCAUUAUCAACGCUGGCUUUGAAGUCAAUCGGAGAACUAAUCGCCAAGAUGGUAUAUAAGAUCGUUUAUCGUGUGGAGACAAAAUUACUUUUUAGGAUAAGACCUCGGAAGGUUAAGAUAAAAACCUUUUUCAUAACUUUCACACUGAUGAUUUUGACGUUAUGUAUUGGUGCUCUAGCAGGGAAAUACCUGGAAGGUUGGACUUUCAUAGAAGGCUUCUACGCAUGGUUUGCUUCACUCUCCACCAUCGGAUACGGCGACUACGUUCCUGGUUGGAAAAUAUUGAAAAAUGCCGAAGACUCUGCAGCAGACAUUUGGAUAUUGAUAACAGCACUAUCCCUCCCCGGUAUGGCAACACUUUGUGUAGUCUCAGGUGUGGUUAAUUCACUUGUUGAAGCUUAUAAUGAAUUCAAAAUACAAUGUAACGUUUGUUCUCGAUGUCCUGCAUGCAGAAGGAGAAAGUCUGAGAAAUCUAAAGGAAAACGCAAGAAGAAAAAGUCUGCAGGUGGUGCAACACAAGAAAAACACAGAAAAGUCGAGUCCCUAUACGCUUGCAGCGAAAGCGAAAGAUCGACUACUGUUUAGUCGACCAAAUACAUUUUAAGACGCACUAGGAUACAGUUUUUUUUAACAAGAAUGUUUUAUAACGAUCGAGAUUAGUAUUUCUCUUGUUUUACCGACUUUUCCAUGGUAAUGUCUUUUAUUGCUUGGCAAUUUUUGCACGUUAGUUUGUUUCAAAAAAAAAAUGAUAGCAAUUACCACAUUACUUAGUAAUAGAAAGAAAAAAAAUAUACGAAAGUAUCAGGAAUGGUGAUGAAAAUAAUUAAAUGUAAAUCAAAUUAGUCCAAUUUAUUCUUCAUAGUAAUCCGUAAGUCACUGAACUUGGAACGAACCUAAUCUUAACAAUUUUCAAACCUUUUCCUUGCUUCUCCACUACGUUGCAAUUAAGAGAACUUUUAAAAAACCUUUGACGAUGCAAAUGAAUAAGCUGGUGGUUAUGAUGAAUAAUUCAAAGUGUCAAUGAGUCAUAUACAAACAUUUGGUCUUAAUAUGAAUAAUACCGACAUCUUAAAUGUGCCGAAAACGUGCCAUCAGACGCUGUUUGUCCAUCUAAUGCGGCAACAAGAUUAAGCAGGCUGUUAAAAAAUAAGGUGAGUGAAAAACCAUUGUGGUGACUUACUUUUUCUCAUUAUUAACCACGUAGCAAACUAGACGCAUCAAAUGGGCUUAUUCCACAAAUUCCUCGUAAUUUUAGCCAAUAUUGAAAAUAAAACCCGCUUAUCUGUUAUAUUCGAGCAAAUCCUUCAAGCGACUUUCUUUCUU
This is a messenger RNA of Pocillopora damicornis (cauliflower coral), 1692 nucleotides long. Its product is annotated as potassium channel subfamily K member 3. Gene Ontology annotation, cellular component: plasma membrane. Gene Ontology annotation, molecular function: outward rectifier potassium channel activity; potassium ion leak channel activity. The record is from RefSeq and is a predicted model, not a curated record. Gene Ontology annotation, biological process: potassium ion transmembrane transport; stabilization of membrane potential. Lineage: Eukaryota; Metazoa; Cnidaria; Anthozoa; Scleractinia; Pocilloporidae.